This is a messenger RNA of Ectocarpus siliculosus, 1661 nucleotides long. The record is from the annotation of a GenBank genome assembly. Lineage: Eukaryota; Phaeophyceae; Ectocarpales; Ectocarpaceae.
AUGACGAACUCUCCCUGGCGAUCGGACGAUCGACGAUGGGCUUUGGGAGUUGCUCUGUGCCUAUGCGGAGCCGGUGCCGCCGCUCUGCACUGCACCAGACGGCGACGCCGGCGAGCCGGCGAGACCCAGGGACAGCCUAACGGCACGAGACACGCGUCGAUUUCGCGGCGUGACUCGCAGGACGGCGGGAGGGUGAGGAGAGGGUUGCCUCCCCGGCACGCCGGGCCGGACAGCUCUGGCAGUCUUUCGGACACGUACCCGGCCGUGGACAUAGGGGCGGUGCUCGGCGUAGACAUCGGGGGCACUUUGUCGAAGCUGGUGUACUUUGAGAAGAAGGCUCCUUCGGAGGCUGACCCUCAGUGUAAACCUUCAGGGGAUCCAAUGGGCAAAAAGGUGGAGAUGAAGCGGACGGUCAGCCUGGGCAACCUGCACGACACCAUGGAGCAGCAGGAGGCUCUGAAGGAGUUCUACACCUUCAUGGACCAGGCUUCCAGGGUCGGGGAGAGCGGCGUCAAGGAUGCCCACCUGAGCGUGUACAGCCACGCUCUCGGUGGGGUCCUUCACUUCUUCCACUUCGAGACGCGCUUCAUGGACCGUGCGGUUGAAGCCAUCGCCAACAGCCCCAUCCACCGCAACAUACAGGCGCUAGGCUGCACGGGUGGCGGUGCGUUCAAGUUCGAAGAGUCGUUCUUGCAGAGGCUCGCGGUAAGGAUGCUGCAGAUGGACGAGAUGGAGUGUCUCGUGAGGGGGAUGCAGUUCGCGCUCGCCAACAUCCCGGAGGCGUGCUACACGUACCGACCGCCCGUGGAGGUGAAGAAAGAGGGGGCCCCGUCGGGGGGAGAGGCGGAGGAGGGGGGGGGUUCAGGGGGAGAUGAGCCGGGUCCGGAUCCCCGGGACAACCUGAGGAAUAAGAGGAUGCGUGAGAUGGCGGAAGUGUCAGCCAAACGGGAAUACACGGUCAAGGUUGGUCGCUCGAUUGCGGACGAGCCCGCCACCACUGCCUAUCCGGCGCUGGUGGUGUCGUUGGGAUCAGGGGUUUCUAUCAUCAAGGUCGAUGGUCCUGCCAAGUUCAAACGUGUGAGCGGCAGUAGUAUCGGCGGGGGCACGUACUGGGGGCUGUGCCGACUCCUGACCGAAGCAACUAGCUACGACGAGUCUCUGGACAUGGCUCGUCAAGGCAACUCCGACAAGGUGGACAUGUUGGUCGGAGACAUUUACGGGCGAGGGUACAGCAAGUUUCAGCUGAGCUCCAACACUUUGGCGAGCUCGUUCGGAAAGGUGGGCGGGAUGGAGGCGCCAGGGAAGCCGGGGUCUGGGGUCAGCGAGGAAGAUCUGGUGCAAUCGCUGUUGGUGAUGAUCACCAUGAACAUCGGACAGGUGGCCUACUUGAACGCCAAGCUGCACAACACGCGGCGCAUCUACUUCGUUGGGAAUUUUUUGCGACACAACCGACUGUCCGGCCAGCAGCUGGCCUUCGCGAUAGACUACUGGAGCAGCGGGGAGAUGGAGGCCCUGUUUUUGGAGCACGAGGGGUACUGUGGCGCUCUUGGCUCCUUCCUCAUGUCCGGCACAGAGGAACCAAUAGGAGGGGGCGCUGCCUCCGAAUCAACCGAGGACUAGGUUUGCGCUAGAUACGUUUGAACGUUUUUUUGGGGUGGCGG